Lymnaea stagnalis (great pond snail) is the source of this 8565-nucleotide messenger RNA. The record is from the annotation of a GenBank genome assembly. NCBI's taxonomy places the organism in Eukaryota, Metazoa, Mollusca, Gastropoda, Lymnaeidae.
AGUUAACGGAAUCUGAAAUGUAAUUUUACGUCUUUAGAAUUGUUCAACUUGGAAUUAUCUAGGUCCUUGCAAUAUGUCUAUAAUAUGACCUAUCAGUAUAUGACUUAGCUUGUCCGUUAAAGAUAUAUGGAUAAAAGGUAAUGUUCAUUGAAAGGAUGAGAAUGUCGUUUAUGUCAAAAUUGUAACAUUACUGUGCCAUUCAGUAAAAGUAAUGAUAAGAGUUGACUGAGUUGCUUGUUCGACAGUAGUCUCUCUAAUUUUCUACUAAUCACACCACAACAAAGGCAGUCGAAGUAACUAUGACCACUAUGGUAGAUUAUAUUUACUCUUUAGACUUGUUGUAGGCUAGCGUUUUUACUUUUUACCCUAGCCUACAAAAUAUUAUUUAAGUAGUUUAAGAAUUAUUCAGUUACAAGACAAAAGGCAAAAGUAAAAGGGCUAAGGGUAGUGGAAAACCUGAAGGACAAUUCAAUAAUAGAAAGUGAAUGUUGCUGCCAAAAAGCAAAAAGGAUUAAACUGAGACUUACACAAAAUAUGAUAAGUAUGUGUUUCCACAAAAAUCACAAAUAUAAAUUAUAAAGGUUUCUUUACUUUCGAAUAUUCUAAUUCUAUGUAGUAAACUAUUCAUUAUUCAUAGAGGCAGAGGUUUAAAGUUUUUUUCAAUCUUUCUACUUUGCUGACCAGGAUUUGUGAACCAUAUACAAUUAAAAUAUUUCCCUUAAAAUAUAUCACACAAUUAGUAUCUGGGGGGGGGGGGGGGGGGUGUCNAAUAAGAGAUGUGGGGGGGGGGGGUGUGGGUGUCAUGAAAUUGCAAAGAUAUAUUUUGAGUGUGUCUAAAUUUUAUGAAAUCAGAAACAUAAUUUGAAAAAUAAAAAUAGCUGAAAAUAUAUAAUACAAGCAGGGAUUAAUAGGUCAUUUCCAUCAUUGGCUUAAUAUUAUCCCUAAUACCAGGACUGCUUUUAUACUACCUGUGUUUUGAUAACUUUUUUUCAAUCAUUCUUUCAUGAUUCAAAUUUGUUAUUUUAUCCAUGAAAUUUAUUUUUUCAAAUUAUGUUCCCAAUUUCAUAAAAUUUAGACACCCGCACAUUACAUUUUUGCAAAUUUGUGACCCCCAGCACCGAGAUACCAAUUGUGUGAUAUAAUUUUAGUCUAGAAAUAUAGGAUUUUUUGUUAUUAAUUAUAAUAAACAUAUUAAAAUUGAUUUCUUUUAUAGAUAUUGACAUAUAUUUGACAGCAGAGAAACAUGGCAAGUGAAGAAUUAUUAUCACAGAUUGAUAACACAGUGGAGUUGACAGAAAAACUUGUUCUUUUACGUACUCGGGCCCAGGAUCUGGAAAGUGUAAAGAAACUCAACUGCUGGUAUUUCAUUUAAAUAAUUGACUUUGACUUCCUCGUAAAAUUAUGCAAAUGAACGAAAAAGUAUGUAGUUUUAAACUAUCUGUGAUUUAAUGAAUAAGGAUCAUAAUUUGGGAAUAUAUUGAAAACAGAUGUGUCGUUGUUUCUCUGAUACAUUCAUAUUCUAAAAUUUGAAGACCAGAUUUAUUUUAAAUUUGAAUCAUCCAAAAAGUAUUUUUUUGUUGUGGAUUAAAAAAAAAUUUGUUUGGAAUGUAACAAUAAUAACAACCCCCCCCCCCCCUCCCGACUCCCACAACAACAAACAAAAUUUUGAAUCUAAUUUGAGCUUCAUAGAUAUAGAUAAAAAAAAAUUUUUUUGAAACAAAAAAAAAAAAACACCCCCCCCCCCCCCCUCCCGACUCCCACAACAACAAACAAAAUUUUGAAUCUAAUUUGAGCUUCAUAGAUAUAGACUAAUUUAAUGCUCUACAUUUCAGGGCCUCUAACAUUAAAGAUGUAAGUGUUGUGCGUCGCUUGCCAAAUCUGGAGGUUUGCAGUUUAAGCAUCAACAAGUUGACAACGUUGAGAGAUUUUGCCCACUGCUAUAAUCUUCAGGUAAUAUCAGCAAUAAUGAGCAAUAUAUAUGUGCAUUAAAUUUUCUUUUUUUCCCACUUAAAUGUAACUCACACGUUUAAUUGGUCAUGACAAAAAUUGAAGAAAAAAAAUUCACAUUAUUUAUUAUAAUUUAUUUAUUAAUUUAUUAUCUGGCAAAUUAAAAGACAAUAUGUGUUGGAAUUAAUUAAAUCUGUUAGGUUAUAUAUAUAUAUAUAUACAUACACAUCCGUGAUUAGAAAAAGCAUGACUAAAACAUAAUAAUGACCAUUUUGCUCAAGUUUUCUGAACAGAACCUUCUUGCUGUGCUAAAAUUACUUAGGAUUAUAAAAAAAAGAAUUAUUUUAGUGCCACAAGAGGCUUGGGGCUGGCUUCCGUGGAUAAGUUUCCAAUCCGAUGUUAAUGCUAGUCACUGUGUUGAAUUUAGGAGCAAGUAAAUUUUAUGGCUGACUCUCCUAUUUUAAUUUUUUUUAAUGUUAAGAUUACAAUUUAAAGGUACAGUCACAUUGGGGAUUUGUUGCAGCCAAUCAGUGAUGAAUCCAUGUUGAGAAUCCAUGACACAGAUAUCCUAUGCAGGUGUUCACACAGAGUAGACACAAAUAUGGCUUCUGUUGCAGAACUUUUGUUUAUAUUUUAAUUUUAUGUUAUUUGCUAGCACAACAGUCAGCAACCUGUGGCUCUUUAAAUGAACAAUUUGUCUUUUUUCUUAUUCUUAUAAAAUUGAUUUAACCAAAUACCGCCCACGCAGGGGGAAACACAUAAAAUAAAUAAUCUUUAAUUAGCCCCUUUUUUAAAAACAAGACUUUGUUCCUCUAGUCAUUUCUCAUCUUGCCCACUCCAGUAAAAUAAAACUUGAAAUUGAUUUCACAAAUUUUAAUAUUCAAACAGCAAAAAUAUGCCCAAUGACUGGAUAGUGCCACUAUCAAAUACAAUGCAAUCAUUAAAAUUUGUAAACAAGCCCCAAGAGCUGAUGACAAUGCAUGUGCAAUGUUAAAAAUUUGAUUCAAUGGUUUUUGUACUUUGCCAGCCGACAAUAUACUGCGCCUCUCAAACAAACCAGUGUAAUGAAACUUGCUGGACCCGUUUUUUUUUUUUUUUUUUGUUACAGCAAAUAGCACAUGGUCCCAGAAAGUUGAGCAUCCCUGUAAAAAAUCCUCAUUGUGACCACCUAACUUAACACCCCAAAAAAACACUCCACUAUGGUUUUUGUACUUUGCCAGCCGACAAUAUACUGCGCCUCUCAAACAAACCAGUGUAAUGAAACUUGCUGGACCCGUUUUUUUUUUUUUGUUACAGCAAAUAGCACAUGGUCCCAGAAAGUUGAGCAUCCCUGUAACAAAUCCUCAUUGUGACCACCUAACUUAACACACCAAAAAAACUCUCCACCUUUAUUCAAUCAUCUUGUUUCAAGGAACUUUAUGUCCGCACCAACAACAUCCAGUGCCUGGGGGACAUCCAUUAUUUGAAGAACUUGCCCAAACUCCGCUCGCUGUGGCUGUCUGAGAACCCCUGUGCUACCAAAGACAACUACAGAAUGACAGUUUUGAAAACCCUCCCCAGGCUGCAAAAGCUAGACAAUGUUGGUGAGCUGGAUUCUUCGUAGCCUAUAGAUAUUUCUGCUGUUAGCUGCCUAAAGUGUACAAUCAUAUCUAGAAAUGUGUAAUUCUUAGGUCUGCUGCCUAAAGUGUACAAUCAUAUCUAGAAAUGUGUAAUUCUUAGAUCUGCUGCCUAGAGUGUACAACCAUAUCUAGAAAUGUGUAAUUUUUAGGUCUGCUGUUAGCUGCCUGGAGUGUACAACCCUAUCUAGAAAUUUAUAAUUUUUAGGUCACUUGUUUUUUUCCUUUAGUUGAAUCCUAAUUGCAGGUUGCUUGAUGAUGCACUACUUUUCUGUCGAUCUGCUGCAAAUACAUUGCAGCUGAACGUCUUGAUCUUUUUGUAGAGUAUAGUAGUUUGGACCACUAGUUCACAGAUAUUUAGUGCUUUCUUCGGGGAUAGCACGCAAAUACAAAUAUUUUGUACUGAAAAAAACCCACCAAAAAAACAGAUGUAUUCAAACAGACGUUGCCUCUUUUGGAUAGCUGGGGGCAAGAGUAAAAUCUAGAAAUAUUUUACACUUGUUCAGAUAAAGAAAUGUUUUACACUUGUGCAGGUCUAGAAAAGUUUUAAUUUUGCACUGAUUUAGAAGUGUUUUACACUUGUUCUGAUAUAAUUACUAAGAAGUAAUUAAAUGGUUUUCAUUUCUGCCUUACUGCUCCUCGAAAUAUUUCUCCUACUUCGUCAGUCAUCAGAUGUAAACUGGCAUACUAAAUCAAUUAUAACUAUUUCAACUUAAAACAUUUUUUGUUGUUGAAGAGAGCAUGUAUCCUGGUCACAUCCAGGCUGUCUUUUGUCACCUGCCUAUUCCUACUUAAUAAAACACCAGUUUGGUCGCUUCAGGUAAAUCAUAAUGUAGAAUUAAUAAGUUUGAUUAAUUUUAUUGCCCCGCAGUUGUAACAGAAGAUGAACUGACAAGGGCUAAGACGGAGGGAGAUGAUGUACCUAUCCCUGAGGACUUUUCAUAUUCAAGCGUCUUUACUGAUGCCACCAGCUCCAGCACUGAGGAUGAUAAGGAGGUCGACAAAAGCGGUCUGUCUGAGUCCAGCAACAAGUGGGCGUUGCCAAGGAGGAAACGCCACCAGAAAAAAAGAGAGGACCAAAUCAAAGAGAGGCUGAGCCUAGAUGAUGGCAGCAUCAAGAGUGGUGAUGAUGGCGACGUUAGUGCAACCAGUAAAGAAGAUAUCAAAUCUGAUGGUGAUGUUAGCCCAAGAACCUUUAAAGAAGAGAACAAAUCUGAAGGUGAUGUUAGUGCAACCGGUAAAGAAGCUAUCAAAUCUGAUGGUGAUGUUAGUCCAAGGACAUUCAAGGCCGACAUCAUAUUCGAUGGUGAAGUUAGUGCAAAGACCUUCCAGGAAGACAUUAAAUCUGAUGUUGACAUUAGUGCAAGAAGUGAGGACUGUAGUGCUAUUAGUGAAGAUGCUAACCUGAAAAAUGAGAAAAAAGUUUUACAAGUAGAGAAAAAUUUGACCAUUAAGUCUGAUGUUAAGUCAGAACAUAGUAAAGAAGAAAAUGAAUUGGAAAAUGGUCAUAAUAACAAUGAUAUUCACGCAAAUGAGAUGGGAGAUAAGAAAGAUUUAAAAUUUUGUAAGGAAGCCAUAGUUGGCCCAGACAAGGAUGCUUCCGAGGGGACAUAUGGAGAGGCAGCAUUUGAACUGCCAUUAAAAAGAUGUUAUGGCAAAACACAUCUUGCCAUUACUGUUCCAGAAGUACUUCAGACACUUCAUUUGGAAGGAGGGGGUCUUGACCUUGACCUUACUCAUGAUGAAGCCAAACCCACGCCGGCAGCAGGUAUUGAAACCAUGAGCAUUUACCCCGCCCCUGGUGGCGAAAACAUCAAUAAUUCAGCCACAGAGUCUGGCACAGCUUUCAAUGAAAACAGUCUGCGUGUAGUUUCCUUGUUGGACAGGAUACAGCUAGAUGAUGUGGCAGAUUCCACCGAUGUUGUGCGUUCUGUGGAUUUCAGUCAGGAUGGCCGUGACGGAUCUUCAGACCAAACUGUGUUAACACCAGAAAUAAACCAUCUUGACAAUGCUACUGUUACAACUCUAACUCAGUCAGGAUGUGGAGAAAUGGAGUUGACGACACUGGCUGCCAAGGAGAAAACCGAGCCCAUUGACUGGGAAGAGUACAAGUAAGCAAAUAUUCAUUAUUGUUGACCUACCCAGUUCUUUGUUCUCUAUGGAAUACCAUUGUAAAACCUUCAGCCUAAAGGCAAAAAAUAGUGUGUGGGGGGGGGGGGGCCUCUAAAUUAAUAACGUUGAUCAAACCAAAUUUUUGUAUUUCAAGUCACUAAGGAUUAUGUUAAGGUUUUGAUCAUCAUAGACAUUCAGAUACAGAGAACAUUGUGGAAUGUGCCAUUUUGGCCUGCUGCCAUGGUGAAGAAUUUACACACUCUCCUCAGCUGUUUCAUUCAGGUCUCAUUGAACAAAGCUGUUGGAUUUAACAAUUUAAACUUUUGUCAAAUAUUAAAUAGUCAAAUUAAUUUUAGAAUGGAGGUAGUCCUAGUUCAACUACUUGGAUUUAAACAUAAAUAUUAUCUCUAGACAUGGCUUUUUUUUUUCCAACUUUCCCAGCCGCCUUAGAAUUCAAGUUGGAGUCAAACCCAUGAACAAAGUAACAAGUACAACGAAGUCCAUUAAUUCUGAUAUCUUGAGGACAAGGGUAGGUACACAUUUGCACACUCUGUUUUAAAAAAGGAAAUGUAAACAACCCCCCCUCCCCCCCAUUUCUUUUCCCUAAACAAAACUGCUUGGAAUAAUCCCCUCUAGGUCCAGGCAGCAGUAAAAUAUUAUAAUAAUAUUUAUUAUAGCACUGAAUAUUUAAUUUUUUUUCUUCAGCUGAUCCCCAUUUAUUAUUGCUAUACCUGGAGAAAUUCACACAAAAAUUGGGGAGGGGAUGGGUAACACAUUGUUUUGUUUAUUAUGGGCUUUGAAUUAAUUUCUAACAUUUAUCUUUUGUGGGUGUGGUGGGGCCCAGGUGAGAGGAGAGUUUAAAUAGUUAACAGUUAUGCAUCAAACACACUGUACACUUGACAGUCUCAAAAUGAUGAAGAUAAACUCAAUAUUAAUUAUCAGUGUGUACCAUAUGAAAACAAGAUAGUGUUGUGAGGAAAUAUGAUGAGGAGUGAGUCUCAGCUGGUAAACAAAACAAUGUUUGACUUAUGACCAAGGGGCUGUAAUAAAAAUUUGGAAUUAAAUUGUUUUAAUUUUUCUCCAGAAUUCAAACAUCUUAAAUGCUGUCCUAAGUUUAGUGAAGGAAUUGGAUAAAGAUAGUUUGGAUAUUGUAUCAAGUGCUGUCAAGUCAAGAUUGGACACCUUUAGCUGAUUUGUAUCAUGGCCUUGAAGUGAAAAGUACUAAAGUUUAGUUUACGAAAGAGAAAGGUAGACAGCAUGUUUUUCAUUUCACACAUUCUUUUAAACAAUUUUUUUACAUGUGAAUGAUGAAAAAAAAUAUUUUGGGAAAACAAAAAAACAACAACACACAUUCAAUUAUAAAAUUAUCAUUAUUCUUCAACCACAAACAACACAUAAACAACAUUUUCAAAAAUAUGUUAACAAUAUUAAAGUUUGUACUGUGAUAAUUGACUUUUUAAAGAAUAUGACAAGCACCACACCCCCCCAUUAGUUAGGGCCAUGAAGAUGUACAUGCAGCACUGGGGAAACAAAGAACUGUUUUGUUUGAUUUAAAAUUUGUUUUGUUAUUACCUCACAUUCCAAUGAAGGCCUCAUGCAGUAAUCUCUGUGUAUUUCUAUAUAAUGACCUGCGGGCAUUGAAAUGUUUAUUCACACUGAACAUACUAGUAGGACUGUGGUGCUACAAUUCCUUACUGAAAACAAUAUUCCAAUUUCUUUUUUACCUCAUUAAAACUGAAGCUCAUAAAUUUUGUUUGUCUCCCACACUGUCAGAAACCGCCAUACACAGAGAAUUCCUGCUAGCAUUUUUUGGAUUGUAAUCCAAUUAAUAGUAUCUAUAUGUUGAAUAGAUUCUUCCGUCCAGUAUUGUAUAACAAAUUUAUUAUUCUAUUUGUACCUUUUACCCUGUUAUCAAUUUCUGUGUUCCGAUUAAUUGGAUUGACAUGAUGCCUUAAGAGUAUUCAUGGAAAUAAUAGAUUAAGCAAACCUUUCUGCACUUUUUUGGCCUAAAAUGUUUUUAUGUGUUCUGAUCAGUGUCAUCAGUAACUACGUAUAGAUGUAAGUUAUACAAACUUAAUUAUGAAUAAUGCAGCAAUCAAAAUAUCCUUCACGGCUAUUGUCUUUACAAAAUAUUGGUUGCUUAAUGGAUUAAAAUAAAAAAAUGGGACAACUGAAAUGCUUCAAAACAGAGCAAUGUUAAUUUAAAAACUAAGUAUUAAUGGCUAUUAUUUUUCUUUAAUUUCAUCAAAUGCUUUUAUAUUUUAAAAUGAUAGGUUGUGUGAAUCCAUACAGGUUUGUUAUAUUGAAGCUGUCCCAUAUCUCCUCACAAUCAAAAGAGGUUCAAACUUGUUUUUGGAAUAUUCUCAUUGAAAAUCAUAUUUGGUAUAUUAUAUGAUGAAAACUGUUUCAGUAUGAAAAUUAUUUUUUCCAAAAAUUACUACAUUAUUUGUGUUCUUAUAAUUCUUUCAAAAACAUUGUGUACACUUAUUUAUUUAUACUAACAUUCGAUUAUGUCAUUUUAUUAUUAUUUUUCUUACAUUUUUAAAGACUUAUCUCUAUUACACAACUAUUAUUUUAUUUUUGUAUGGUUUUGAGUCGUAAGUUGAAAUUUUUCAGGAAUGAAUCUUUAAAACUUAUAUAAUUUAUAGACUAUGCCGUCCCCUAGUAAAUAUUUAUGAAUAACAUUGUUUAGACAAUAUAAAAAAAAUGUUUAUGGUAUCUUCAGCAUCUUUCUGGUCAUAUUUAUUUGUUUUUGUAUCAAUCGAGCCAAAGCCCAGGUCAUGUAUUAUAUAUUUCAUACAUUUAACAUACUAAUUGCACAACCAAACAAAACCACUUGACCAUCUCACCCAAUGUAUCACACAAACCUCGUUAUAAUCUCUAAUACAAA